AGGAGCUCUCGGGAGAAGAACUGGCCAGAAGACUUCGAGAACGAUAUGCCCAAAGAGAUCAAAUUGUGGAAGAGCUAGCCUCUGUUCCACAAAGAAUGCUCAUGCCCAGUGUCAACGACCCCAAUCUGUGGCAAGUCAAAGUUAAGCCUGGUAGGGAACGGGAUAUUGUUCUCAACCUUUUCCGUAAAACCAUGGAUUUUGAAGCGAAAGGCAAACCCCUUCAGAUCAUCUCCGUCUUUGAACGCGAGUCCAUUCAAGGCUACAUUUACGUCGAAUCCCGGAGCAAGGAGGCCGUCAUCACGGCGUGCGCCAACCUCAUUGGUGUUUACCGGCGCGACCCUAUACUUAUCCCUAUCAAUGAAAUGGCACCACUCUUACAACUCAAGAAGAAGGAGUUCACGAUUGCUCCUGGUGCCUGGGUACGGCUAAAGCGUGGCAAACAUCAAGGUGAUUUGGCUCAAGUCAUGGAUGUAACCGACACCGGUGAGGAAGUGGGAAUCCGAUUCCUGCCAAGAAUCGACAUGAACCCCAAAGAAACCGAGCUUGGAGAUGGCAAAACGAAGCGAAAACGAGCUGCGACUGCCGUCGGUCGUCCUCCUGCUCGACAUUUCAACCCUGAAGAAAUCAUAAGGGUCCAUGGCAAGAAGAUGGUCGUCCGGAAAGGACCUAGUUGGAUCUACCAAGGCGAUACGUAUACCGAUGGCUUUGUAGAGAAGGAUAUCAGAGUUUCUGCCUUGGUCACCGAGAAUGUCAAUCCCACCCUUGACGAGCUAGCUAUUUUCCUUGGACAAGGCAAAGAUGGCAAUCAAGGAAGCGCAGCAAACUUGGAAGCUCUCGCUGAAGCAGUUCGUAGACCGGCAACGGUUGCAUUGCAGCCUGGAGACCACGUUGAGGUCUAUCAAGGAGAGCAGAAUGGCGUCCAGGGUGUCGUGGACUCUGUAAUCGGCGAUGUCAUUCUCAUCCGAGGUGCCGGAAUCGAGUUGGAAGGCCAGAUGAUUGAGGUUCCGUCCAAAUAUGUGCGCAAGCGCUUCACGCCUGGUGAACACGUCAAGGUCAUGAGUGGACAAAACACGGACGAGACUGGUAUGGUCGUGUCCGUCAAAGGAGACCUCGUUACGUUCAUUUCGGACCUGACAGAGACGGAGAUCACGGUCUUCUCCAAGGAUUUGCGAACAGCUGCCGAGGUCGGCUCCAGUUCGAAUGUGACUGCUGGUGUGAUCUAUCGUACCGAACGAGACUCGUUCCGCGUCCUCGACCAGAAUGGUCAAACAAGACUCGUCAAGCCUCACCAAAUUACCAUGCGUCGUGACUCGAGAAGGGUCGUCUCAACAGAUGCAGAAGGAAAUGAGUUGAGAGUGGGUGAUAAUGUCAAAGAGAUUGAUGGCGAAGGUCGGAAGGGUGUUGUCAUGCAUAUCCAUCAAGCCAUCUAUGCAUUCCUUCACAAUCGAGAGAUCGUGCAAGAUGGAGGCAUAUUUGUUACACGAUGUCGAUCAUUGGCCCCAAUUGCGCCGAAGGGUACUCCAAAACCUGGUGGCAUGGACUUGACCAAGAUGAAUCCCGCCGUUGCGGGUGGUAUGGGUGGCGCCCCUUCCAUGAGCAGAGGCCCUCGAGACAAGCUCAUUGGAACAAUCAUCAGAAUCAUCAAAGGUACCCAGAAGGGUUAUCAAGGUGUUAUCAAGGAUGUCAACGGUCCGCAGUGCCGAGUGGAACUUAGCACGAAUAACAGGAUUAUUACUAUCGAGAAGGACAAGCUGAGGAGAGACCUGGUGGAUUCGUUCAUCCAGGUCAGGCGAGGGGCGUGUCUGGAACUCCUGGAGGAUGGGGCUCCACAGGUGGUCGUACUCCAAAUCCGUACAAUUCAGACGGAGGUCGAACACCAGGAUGGGGUGCAUCUGGACGAACUCCAAAUCCCUAUGCUAGUAAUCGGACACCUGCUUGGAGUGCUGGGACUAACACCCCGAACCCCUACCUCGAUGGUGGUAAAACACCCGCCUGGAAC
Molecule: messenger RNA, 1999 nt
Organism: Acaulospora colombiana
Lineage: Eukaryota; Fungi; Glomeromycota; Glomeromycetes; Diversisporales; Acaulosporaceae
Source: the annotation of a GenBank genome assembly